AUGGAUUCUUAUUCAUAUGUAGCUCUUUCUUCUUCCUCUAGUUCUAUUCCAUUUUCCACAUAUCCACAAAAAGAAGUAAAGGAAAACAAAGCAUUAUCCUCAUAUCACUCCUCACUUCAUGGAAUUCGAAGGCUCCCAGCAAAACCAAUGACCAAACAACCAAUCGCUCCAAUGCCACCAAUACCUCCUAAAAUUUACAGAGUCGAACCUGUUGGUUUUAAGGAAGUUGUCCAAAUGCUCACCGCAGCUCCCGAGUUUCAAUCCGUCUCUAGUAGUUCUGAUUCUGGUUCUAGCUCUGGUUCUAGUUCUUUCAAUUUGAAGUGUUUACAAGAUGUCACUCCUCCUCGGAAAAUAUUUUGA
Molecule: messenger RNA, 360 nt
Organism: Lycium ferocissimum
Lineage: Eukaryota; Viridiplantae; Streptophyta; Magnoliopsida; Solanales; Solanaceae
Product: VQ motif-containing protein 29-like
Exons: 1
Coding region: 1-360 (119 amino acids)
Source: RefSeq, a predicted model, not a curated record